AUGGUUCCUGAAGUUGUACGCAAUGGUUUUUGUGUGGGAAUUAAUAAUGAGAGUGAGAAGAAGGACAGUGAGAGAACUAUUUCUGCACAGAGUAUAGCGGCAAGGGAGAGAAGAAGGAAGAUCACAGAGAAGACACAAGAGCUUGGAAAGUUGGUUCCUGGUGGACCAAAGAUGAACACAGCUGAGAUGCUCCAUGCAGCUUCUAGAUAUGUGAAGUACCUUCAAACUCAAGUUGGUAUGCUUCAACUAAUGAACACAAUUCAGAAAGAAGAUGAGGUUGCUCCUCCAAGUGAAGAUCUAUGUGCUCUUGUUACUUCUCCCUCUGUUCAAGAGAAGCUUUAUUCUGAGGAACUAUGCUUUGUCCCUAAAGACUUUGUUGCAACUUUGACAAAUCAGCGUGAUGUUCGAUCAAAGCCUACCAUCCUUAAGGAUCUUAAAGAGUUGAUUGAAACAAACAAUUUGCAGAAGAAAGCAUAG
This is a messenger RNA of Arachis stenosperma, 477 nucleotides long. RefSeq names its product transcription factor bHLH52-like. The record is from RefSeq and is a predicted model, not a curated record. Bases 1 to 477 code for a protein of 158 amino acids. Gene Ontology annotation, biological process: regulation of DNA-templated transcription. The transcript has 2 exons. Gene Ontology annotation, molecular function: DNA-binding transcription factor activity; protein dimerization activity. NCBI's taxonomy places the organism in Eukaryota, Viridiplantae, Streptophyta, Magnoliopsida, Fabales, Fabaceae.